UUAAAAGUCAGCUAACAUCAGUGUAAUUUAUUUUUCUGUGUUAAAAAAAAAUAUCAACAGGAUUGUGAUAAAAAAAAAAAGUUUUCUCAUCGACGUGGGAGGUUAUCCGUCUACUACGCAGCAUCCAAGCAUGUAUUCCUGAUAGUAGUCAUGAUCUAAUUCCAACCGUAGUCUAAAUUCUCCUCUUCUCGACUUAACUCUCAUCUGUAAUCACUCAAAUCAAUAACAUGAUGGCGCGACAAGUGUAUCAUGCCAGUUGUUGGACAUAAAUAUUAAAAAAAAAAAACAUAAAAUGAAGAUUGUUAUCGAACUUAUUGUCGCAAACAGUAUGUGACCACUGGCAUGGUUCAAGUAAUUACAAGGACAGCUGUCAAAUAAUCUACACUAAAGAAGAUCUUGAGCCGACUGUCACGUCAGUCAUAAAAUCAUCACUAUGGCUAAAGAAAUGAUGAUUGUCUUCAUUUACGACACUACAAGGUGUCGUAAAGAAGAGGACGAUCCAGCCGAAGCCGUGAUGUACUUCCACCCAGCUUGGGUCUCUCCAGCCCAACGUCUAGCUCUGGCAGGUCAACUAAUGGGAGCUUAUCAAUUUUUAUCAACAUGUUUUUCAUCUCCAAACUUAAUAACUCUCCAAGGUGGAAAGUUUGUUUUAAAAAAAUUCAGCCACUAUAUUUUAGCAGUUGGUACCGACCGCAAUAUUCAAGAUUGGAUUCUUGAACGACGUGCUAAUUGUCUCGAGUCAAUAUUGAAGUUUUUUCACUGCAACCUUGACACAAUUUCACAGUCAUUUAACAAUGAACGCAAUAAAUUCACCGAAAAACUGUAUCAAAUGUUUGAGACUUAUCUUCCAAUAUUGCAGUACAGCGCAAAUUUGUUCUCCAAUAUGCCGAUGAUUAAAUUGCCUAGCACUGCAAGCAACGUCUUCCUAGAAUCGAUGCAAAUCUUGCAAUACUGCCAAGAAAUGAGUGGAAUUCUCGGCGGAGCAAUGUUUUAUAACAACAAAGUAGUGGCUACUCAAUUAAGCGCUGAGCUGACUAAGCAAUUAGUAAUAACAGAUCCUUAUCGGAUAAAAGCACCAGCUGAUCGAAUACCAACUGACUUUCACCUUCCAGUUGGAGUUCAAUUAUUAAGAGUUUACAUCCAAAGAAAGCCAGUCGAAUUUUCUGAUGAUAACUUUAAAUUUUCUAACACUUCUGGGUCGGUAGAUGUUGUGAAGAAAUACAAAAAGUCUUCCUUGCCGUCCGGCAUGAAGAGAGAUACGUCCCGUAUUUUUACAGUUCCUGAAGAAGGAGAGCCCGAACAUUCCGAAUCACUUAAAGAAUUUUCACAACCUAAGCGUCCGCCGUCAAUUCCACUCGCUAAUUUUGAAAGGAAGGAAUUUAAAGAAUUUAAACCAAGGUAUCCUAAUCCUUUAACACCAAGUGUUUGUUCCACUCCACUGAAAGAUGUUAAUAGAAUUCUCCACGGCAAUGCUGUGUCUAUUUGCAAGGGGACUGAUGAGGAAAAAAUUAUUGAGAAGCCAAAAGAAGUUGCAGUGCAAAAAGAAAACGAUGAUAUUCCUGAUGUUGUUAAAGAAGCGCUGAGAUGCAAGCGGUUUAACAAACUUCGGAGCGCUGCUAGAGAAAAAUUGGAGAAAAAAAAUCGCCAGCCGUGGCAUCGUCGGAGUUCUAGCUUAACAGACUUGGAAAACACCCGAGAUGCUACGGAAAAAUUUGUUAUGAGUAUUAUGUGCAACAUAAGUCAUUCUAAGUCUUCGCUAGAUUCUUCAGAGUUUGAUUGCAAGGCUCAUUAUUUAAACAAAAGGUUGUUUAACACUAUCACAGAUCCUUCGUAUCCAGUUUUUAGAUACGACGGGCGUCCUGUGUCUCAAUCUUUGUACACUCACUAUAUUUCAUCGCAUUAUCAAGAACUAGUUAAAGAACAAAGCACGGAUUUUUUUAGACGUAAAUCACUGAAUAGAAUGCUUGAUUGCGAUAAAAAAAAUCCAAAUGAAAAUCAUAUUGAUGGUUUUGAUUCUGUGAUUCCGGAGCUACCUGAACUGCGAUCUAAUUCUCUAGAUGUAAGAUUGAAUAAUAAAAGUCGCCAGGAGAACUAUCGCAGGUCUAUGAGUUUGCCUCUGAAGAGUCUCAAUGCACCGGCAGACAGUGAUGAUCGGAAAAAAGCAUCCUCCGAGUCGGGAAUGUCUUUUGAUUUACCUAGACGUAAGCUUGAAGGACUUCAGUUGACUCCUUUGAUGUCUAAGCUGAGUUUACUAGCGACUGAUGACCGGACAAGUGGGUUUUGUAGUAAAGAAACUACUCCCAGUGAAUUCUGUGAUUUAUCUACUUUCUCUAGUAAAAUUACUAGGAAUAAAUCGGAACAUAUUAAAGCGGGUCAUGAUGAAGAUGAAGAAGAUUUUUGGCUCAGUGAUAAAGAAGCUAAGGAAGGGAAUUGUGAGAAAGCUGAACUUUUUAUAUGCGGGCAAAAUAAUAUGGUUUUGUUUCUUCUGAUGGAAGAUGGUACUGCUAAUAAUCCUGAAUUAAUCCACAAUCUUUGGAAAACUUCAAUCAACACGCUAGGAAAUUUAGAAUCACGUUUGCAGCACUGUUUAGAUCCUUUGCCAUCAGGCGAACACAAAGAGCUUUACAGUGUGCUCAGUGUUGAUCCCCAGUGGGAUACACUUGAUCGUUCCGGUCUCUGGGGUGUUACAGAGCUAGACAUUGUUUCUUCUCUGUACAAUCGUUUUACAGAGUCCAGCAAUCUCACUGAUAUUAUUGUAAGGACUGACGACACCGUUGUCUAUGGAAGCCAGUGCGGUAAGACUCAAGUUUUUUAUCAGCAAGCCGUAGCGUCCAGUACUUCAGGUGGAUUACCAACACCUGCUGAUCUCAUGGGAGUCGUUCCUCUAAAAGCUAAACGCCGUCUCGAGCGUGAUCAUGGAAUAAUUAUUUUAUAAAAAAAAUCCUUGCCAAUUGCUUAUUUUCUUUGAGAAUUUGCUGCUACAUAAAAUGCCAAUAUUUGCUAUAUUUACAAUCCGUUUAUUAAUCAUCAGGUUGAUUCCUGAGCUAUUUUCUAUGUGUAUUUUUGUAACUGAUCACAUUUUUUCACUUAAUGUAACUUCCUGAGGAAUUAAUCGUCUGUUGAUUAAGAAAUAAUGUAUGUGAUAAAUAACGUCUUGAUAAUUUUUAA
Molecule: messenger RNA, 3168 nt
Organism: Cotesia glomerata
Lineage: Eukaryota; Metazoa; Arthropoda; Insecta; Hymenoptera; Braconidae
Gene: HPS4
Exons: 3
Coding region: 434-2935 (833 amino acids)
Biological process (GO): vesicle-mediated transport
Source: RefSeq, a predicted model, not a curated record